UGUUGCUAGGCCACGGCAUAAUUCAAGUAGGCUGAGGUGGAAAAGUAUUUUCCCCAUGUUUCUCUCUUUUUUUUUGACAAUUCAUCCACAAUUAUCUUAAUAUAAGCUAAUGUAUGCAUUUGUUUACAGGAGAAUAUUUCUUGCAUGUCUUUGUACUGUAUUUAUUCUCCAUUCAAGUGUGAACAGAAGAACCUUCUUACCAGCAUAACUAUAAGCACUUAGAUCUAUGGAGAUGAAAUAGUAAAUGCUGAAAAGCUGAUCACUGCACUGGCCAGGCUCAGGGUUCACAGUCAAAACUGAGAGGAUAGUAGCAAAAGGAUCACACUGGAUUUGAGAUUUUUCUGGUUUGCUCCGUUAGGGAUUGAUAUAUCUUGUCUCGCGAUUAACAUGCUGGGGUCCACAGGCUUUGAUUUGAGGCUUAUGGUCAUUGAAUUUUAAUCGGACAGCAAUUCUUCAAAAUCAUCCACCUAUAACGGACUCAUACAGUUGGAAAAAUUAUAACCUGAAUCUUUGGAAUUCGGAAAGUAUUCUUUGGAACAGCAUGAGAAAGUGAUUCCCAACUUCUUUGACUUGUACUUUAGGAAAAAUCCAUUUGGUGGGGAGUUCACUGUUUUUGCUGGCCUUGAGGAGUGCAUUAAGUUUAUUGCAAAUUUUAAGUUCACGGAACAUGACAUUUCUUUCCUCCAAUCUGUCAUGCCAAUGUGUGAGGGUGAAUUCUUCGACUAUCUUAGGGAAGUUGACUGCUCUGAUGUUGAGGUGUACUCCAUUCCUGAGGGCUCGGUAGUUUUUCCAAAAGUGCCCUUGAUGAGAGUUGAGGGCCCAGUUGCUGUGGUUCAACUUCUUGAAACUCCAUUCGUAAAUCUUAUUAAUUAUGCCUCUUUGGUAACUACUAAUGCUGCUCGGCAUCGCCAUGUUGCUGGAAAAUCAAAGGUUCUGUUGGAAUUUGGUUUAAGACGAGCACAGGGACCUGAUGGUGCAAUAAGUGCCUCAAAAUAUUGUUUUAUGGGAGGUUUUGAUGCCACCAGUAAUGUGUUGGCUGGAAAUUUGUUUGGCAUACCACUUCGUGGAACACAUUCUCAUGCUUUUGUUAGCUCGUAUAUGAGCCUUGAUGAGAUCCCAAACAAGGCCCUCAGGAGCAAAGAUGGUUCAAGAGUCUGCCAGGAUUUUGUUAGUUUAGUGCAAGAGUGGCUUCAAAAGAUACAGGUAGCAGAUUCAUUAGGCGGUGUAUUUGGUGAUACAAAUCAAAGUGAGCUGGCGGCAUUUGUAUCCUAUGCGCUGGCUUUUCCAAGCAACUUCCUAGCUCUUGUGGACACAUAUGACGUCAUGCGAAGUGGUAUUCCAAAUUUCUGCGCAGUGGCUCUAGCACUACAUGAUUUAGGGUACAAGGCAUCUGGUAUUAGAUUAGAUUCUGGUGAUCUGGCCUAUUUGUCUAUUGAAGCACGAAAAGUGUUCCGUGCUGUGGAGGAGUUUAAUGUACCUGGUUUUGGGAGGAUGGUCAUCACUGCUAGCAAUGACCUGAAUGAGGAAACAAUUGAUGCCCUCAACAAACAGGGUCAUGAGGUUGAUGCCUUUGGGAUUGGAACUUAUCUUGUAACAUGUUAUUCCCAGGCUGCUCUUGGCUGUGUCUUUAAGCUAGUCGAGAUCAAUAGUAAACCUCGUAUUAAACUCUCUGAGGAUGUGGCAAAAGUUUCCAUUCCGUGCAAAAAGCGAUGUUUCAGAUUGUACGGUAAAGAAGGCUUCCCACUGGUAGACAUUAUGAUUCGUGAAAGUGAACCAUCACCUAAGGCAGGAGAAAGAAUCCUCUGCCGCCAUCCGUUCAUUGAAUCAAAGAGAGCAUACGUUGUCCCCCAACAUGUUGAGGAGCUUCUUCAGUGCUAUUGGCCUGGGAGAUCAGACAAACCCCGAGCAGAGCUGCCCUCCUUGGACAAGAUCAGAAGCCGCUGCAUGCAACAGCUUGAAAAGCUGCGGCCUGAUCACAUCCGGCGGCUAAAUCCGACACCGUACAAGGUUAGCGUGAGCGCAAAGCUGUACGAUUUCAUCCACUGCCUAUGGCUGAACGAGGCGCCGGUAGGUGAACUGCAGUAGGAAGAUGGUCACAGAAGUUUUGGGCCAAUCUUGGAAGUAUCAAGUAUAGCAGCAGCACAGAGAAAAAGAUUUCAGAGGUGUCAUGCACGCACAAAAAAAUCAGCUCAUUGCCCAUCCAGUACGAUUUUGCUCUCACAUAGUUUCACCUUGUACAACCCGGUCAUCGGUGUAGAUGCAGGCCUGAUUUUUACACAUCCCUUGAUUGGUGGGGAUACUAUACAUACAUCUUUGUGAAAAAAAAACAGAAUACAGUCGGAGCAGAUGGGAAAUUAACAGCGAAAAAUGCUUGAGAUCC
Molecule: messenger RNA, 2380 nt
Organism: Panicum virgatum (switchgrass)
Lineage: Eukaryota; Viridiplantae; Streptophyta; Magnoliopsida; Poales; Poaceae
Product: nicotinate phosphoribosyltransferase 2-like
Exons: 15
Coding region: 694-2085 (463 amino acids)
Biological process (GO): NAD+ biosynthetic process
Molecular function (GO): nicotinate phosphoribosyltransferase activity
Source: RefSeq, a predicted model, not a curated record